CAGAUUGCUUUACAUUUAUGUGUGCUUUAAGGAUAUAUAAUUAAGAGAACAUAAACAUAAUCAAAAACUGAAUAUCACUGUAUUGCUGUAUUUUUUACAUCUCUUGUUUUGUACAGGCUGCAAGGGUGGCAAUUUUUUUGCGUGUCAGUAAAGCUUUUAUUUUGACAAUGCUUUACUAGCAGCUUCCUGUCACUGUCUCUGACUUGACCGCGCAGUUCUGAGCCGCAACAUCAAUAGCUGCCUUCAGCAUAGUAGUGCUGCUGCUGCUGCUGGAUCCUCUGGGGAGCGGACAGAAAGCUACGGCCGUGUUUGUGUCAGCGUGCCGUCAGAAUAAGCAUCUUGCUGGCUCUCAUUUAUCCCUUCUCGAUUUAUUUAAAGGGAAAUUACAGACCCAGGAAGAAGGUGACAUGCCCUUCACUGCUUGGCGCAGUCAGUGCGUUGAUCGCUGUCAGACUUGGCCGAGGUAAAGACCGGAAUUGUGAAUUUAAAUUGUUCUUUUAAACGCUAAGGAAUCUCGGCCCGGUGUUUCAUCUGUGUCUUAGAUUAUUUCCCGCGGAGAAUAACGACAUUACAUGCCCGAUCGCAGAGCCGAAGCGACAGGGAAAUGCAGCGCAGCGGGUGUUUGGCUGCAGGUGGAUGGCCAACCUGACGGUCCCAGCCGCCGCUUCCCUCCCGUUCUGCCGCCGCUGCUGCAGCAGCAGGUCUGGCGUCAUCCGGCGCUGUUAAAAACAAAGUGAAGACAGAGAGAUCAGACGAAUAAACUCGAGCCAUGCUUCCAGGGGUCGGUGUGUUCGGCACCAGCCUGACCACCAGGGUGAUCAUCCCGCUGCUGAAGAAUGAAGGCUUCGCCGUCAAAGCGCUGUGGGGCCGGACGCAAGAGGAGGCGGAGGAGCUGGCCAAGGAGAUGAACGUACCGUUUUACACCAACCGGAUCGACGACGUGCUGCUGCAUCAGGAUGUGGAUCUGGUCUGCAUCAACCUGCCUCCGCCUCUGACGCGGCAGAUCGCAGUCAAAACACUGGGUAUUGGAAAGAAUGUCAUCUGCGACCGUACAGCAACGCCUCUGGAUGCCUUCCGAAUGAUGUCAGCGGCCCAGUACUACCCCAAGUUGCUGAGCAUUAUGGGAAAUGUGUUACGUUUCUUGCCCGCCUUUGUUCGAAUGAAGGAGCUGUUAGAAGAGGGGUAUGUCGGGGAGCUUCUGGUCUGUGAGGCCCAGGUCCACAGCGGUAGUCUCCUGGGGAAGAAAUACAACUGGAGCUGUGAUGACCUGAUGGGAGGCGGUGGUCUGCAUUCGGUGGGCAGUUACAUCAUCGACUUGCUCACGUUUCUGACCGGUCAGCGCGCAUCAAAGGUCCACGGCUUCCUCAAGACCUUCGUCAAACAAACGGAUCACAUCCGGGGCAUCCGUCAAAUCACCAGCGACGACUUCUGCACGUUCCAAAUGGCACUGGAGGGGGGCGCCUGCUGCACCGUCACGCUCAACUUCAACGUACCCGGAGAGUUUCGGCAGGAGGUGAUCGUCGUGGGUACGGUUGGAAGGUUAACGGUCACGGGAACCGACCUGUACGGACAGAAGAACAGCGGGGGAGGAGUAGACGGUGGUGGUCCUGAACUCCUGCUCAAAGACAAUACGCCUCUUGAGAAUGCUUCCUUACCGGAGAAGGCCUUCAUUGAUAUUCCGUCGCCGUAUCUCACCGGAACAAUCCGCAUGAUCCAGGCUGUGCGGGAGGCCUUUCAGGACCAGGAUGACAGGCGGACAUGGGACGGGAGGCCUCUGACGAUGGCCGCUACAUUUGAGGAUUGUCUUUAUGCUCUUUGCGUGGUGGAUACCAUCAAGAAAUCCAACCAGUGUGGAGAGUGGCAGAACAUUGUGGUGAUGACAGAGGAACCAGAGAUUAGCCCAGCCUAUUUGAUAAGCGAGGCCAUGCGACGGAGUAGGAUGUCACUCUACUGUUAGCAUUCGGCUUAUGGGCUGACCCCUUUAUAAGGGCUGAACGCCUGUGUUAACCUUAGCUGGAGGUGGCACCGAAAAAGGCCUAAGUGUUGUUGGAACUUUAUUCAUAAAUCUUCCAAGUUCAGUUCUUAAAAUCACCCGUUCAUUUUAAUACUGUCAAUUCUGUAUUGCUACUGUUACAGGCAGAGAGGUUACACCGAUAUGAUACAGAGAGUUAUGGUUUCCUGAUACCUUAUCUUGGCAGUAAAAGAAAAGCAAUGUAAUCAAUAAUCAAACCUUUAUUUAUAAGGAAGCCUUUUCUGUUUUCCCUUUUGACAGAAGACUUGAGUCCUUCCGGAGAGACGUACUUGUAAAUCAAACACAUACAUACAACAAAAAGAUAUAGCUUGACAUUGGAGGCAGAUCAGGGAGUGAAACAAAUGCUACUGUGUUCCGCUUGACCAUAAGGGUAGUGCGCCUCUCAUCCCUGCUUCUCUUCUAUAUGACUGGGAAGACAACACCUUACACUGUGGGUCCAAAAGGUGGACAGCCAAGGAAGAACGAUUGUCCUCUCAGUUAAAACUGUGUUGCUGUAUUGUUGCUUUAGUCUGAAGUACUUGCUAGUUUUACCAAGUGAAUGUUUUAAAAAUAAUAAUCAGUGUGCUUGAUAGCCUCAGUCUGCUUUGUAUGCUUCGUCUGUGCGUGUGAAAACAGGAGUGAAAAGAAAUCAAUAGUUUGGCUGGCUGGUUUUUCAGAGGGGGUUUACCUUCUGGUUUAUGUAUGCAAUAUAUCCAGGCUGUAGUCUGCAGCAGAAACACUUAAUCUUCCACAGAGAGUAAAGGGAUAAAAUACACUAUGGUAUGCCUUUAUGCAGUUACAGUAGCCUGUGUAUCAGUUUGCGAGUCCUGUAUGAGUGGCCAGUGCAGUGACACUUGAUGUUCUUCUUAUUUAUUUCAUGCGUUUUCUAUUGUGAUUAAGCAUGGCCAUGAAAUACACUGAAUUCUGUGUGGUGUGUGCAUAUCUAUACUGAGCCUUAAGUGUGCAUAUUAAUACAGUCUUGCACUAAUUUGCGAGUAAAUGCUGAGCAAUAUGGAGGGGUUUAUCCCAAUAUUGCAGUGUUUUGGGUCACACUUGCAUAAAGCUACCGAGAUUUAGCAUUAAGCAGCUUCUUUAGCAUGUGCACAGUGAAAUGCAGGUUUGUCAGUAUGCAUCAUGCAUCAGUAUGCAAGUUUGGAUCCACACCUACAGUAAGACUGGAAACAUUUCUUUCAGUUUCUGUUAGAGGUGUUAAUGUAAAGGCUGGUGUUACUCUAUGUUCCCAUGAACAUGUUCCCCUGUGGUUCUGCGCCCCAAGCCCUUUGAUUCUUAUUGAAGAUUUAAACAGAUGACUAUGUUUAUUUUCUAAGGUGUCACUCGUAGUAAUGACCCCCAGUGACUCUUCAGUUCCCCUCAACUCUAAGUAGCGUUUCUGCAUAUUUCAGCUCAAUGUUUUGUUUUUUAUGGCCCACAACUGCUGCUUUGGUUCACUCUCACUGCUCUCAUCAACCUUGUUUUGAGCACCAAAAGGUCUGAUACACCCGCAGUACACUACUUUACAGCACAAUAGACAGUCACAAAUAUAUAAUAUCAUUUUAAAAAAGACAGCUGGGCAUUUUUAGCUCAUGUUACCCACACAGGAGUGAUUUGAGCAUUUCUUGGGGACUUUUUUAAGAUUUUGAGAAAAUACACAUUUGGUUCCCUAGUAAGAAACUAUAGAAUAUAUUAGUAAAGAGACCCGAAGAAGAAGAGCUAGAAUUAGAAUGAAAGGAGGGAUUUGACACAAGUGUCACAGUUUUUUAAUCAAAUUGUGAUUUCAAUUCAAAGGGAUGUUCAAUGAAAUGUUGUGAUGCAUACAAAAUCCCACCUGACACUCAGUGUUUAGAUCAUUUUUGCCACUAAUAUAUCCGUGGCAGAAAAUCUACUUGUUGUGUUUUACUACACGUCAGUCACAGGAGAAAGCUAAAACAAACCAUGAGAAAGUAUUCGCAAAUCCAGUUUGAGGAAGAACAGCACCGACCUACAAGCCAAAACAUUGAUUUUGUUUUUAUGCAUCUCUGUUCCCCCGUGUGGUUUCAAGUUCUUAAACACUGCUAAAAUAAUAUGUUUGUAACGACUACUGAAAAUGUACAUAUGAAAAUAUUAUAAAGUAACAAUAUGCGUUUGUCUAAAGAAAUAAACACGUACUGUAUGUAUUUUAUUUGUAAAAACCAAGGAACUGGAAGAUGUUUCGAUGAGUGUUAAGGUAUUUAUUCUUUGUUUUUGCUGUUGAAGAUUUGUGGACUGACCUGCGGUGUAUUUGGGAUAAUAACAGCAGACUGAGGCCUUGGAUCAUUCAGCUUCUUAUCCCCAUCUAUAAACUAUUGACCAAAAUACUCUUUUUUGAACACUGUUAUAAAAAGCUUUAGGUUUGCUCUUAAGAUGCAUCAUAAAUCAUCGCAGCCGUAAUCAAACAUAACUACACUGUGACAGUGAUAUGGUAUCUAACGGUAAUGACCCCUGUUAUUGUUUACCGUGUUGAUCGAAUGUGUCACAUCAUGGUUUGCUGAGGUCAGGACACAUUACAACUCAUGCUGGGGUGCGCAAAGCCGCACAUUUCUUUGUAAACACUUACUGAAGUUACACAUUUAAGGAAAAGAACCUAGUAAGCUCUGAGUCCAACACUGAUAAGCUAUCACUCUUUGAGAUAACUCAAGUUAUAUUAUUGCAAACUAAGCGCCUUAUAAAAUCUGCAUGUAGACUUUCCCCCUUUGUCUGAUAACAGUUUUCAAAAUAUUAAUGAUUUAAACCUUGACACUCCAAUUCCCUCUUAUUAUUUAAUCAUGAUUGUUUUCUCUCUGUUGUUUUAUGAUAAGCAGUAUGAUCUACCUAAAGAUGUCUGAAUUAAUGUCAUGAUUUUAACUUGAAUUAAUGUCUAAGCAACCUCAUUCAGAGGGCACUAUGCAGACGCUGGAUAGAAAGGCACUGUAUGUAGAAAAAAGAAAGAAGAAUUGAUCCAGGAUCCAAAUCACAGUUCCUAGAUGUGAUCAUCACAUGGUUGUUUUCUUUCCCGCAUCAGGCCCGUAAACAUAUUUCAUUACUGUGUGAUUUAUGGCUCUGUGCUGGAAUAGCCUCGGCUGAUGUCUUAGUCUGAUUUGGAUGUAAGUUAUCUCCCACUGGUUAACUGAUCGAUGUGUACAGGGAAUCUUAGGUCAAAGGCCGGAGUUGACAAGCAGAUAGUUAGAUGGUUGUGUCAUGAUUCCCCCUUUAACCCUAGGAAUGGUUUAGUCCAUUGGUAAUCAUAGCCUUUAGGGUUACCGGGUUACACAUAACAAUGGAAGGUUAGGUGUUUCUGGCAGUGUCACCACUAGGAUCCAUUUUAUGGCAUAGCUAUUAGUAUUUAUUAGUAAUACUUCUUAUGCAGGUACUCAUUUCUAAAUACAUUCCUAAAGGUUUCCUGGAAAGCUUUAUGUAAUUUGGUCCUUAUUACAGUUAAAACACAGACUGUUAUUUCAGUAAAUUCAAUUUGCUGGGUUUAUUAUUGGUUUCCAGAAUUUCCAGAUUGUUAAUCAUUCACUUGAAAAUGUAAUCUUCAUAUAAUUGUAUGUUUGUCUGUAGACCCAUUUUACAUGCUUGCAUGGUCAUGGUCGCUUAGAAUUUGGAGUAUAAGUGUACCGCUUUCCCUAUAAUUAGUAGAAAAUCAUUCAGUUAUUUCUAGGAAACAGUUGGAAAUAAUAGGAAUUUACCUACCUAUGAAAUAAAGUGUUACCUUUUGAUUAUAUUUGAAAACUUAAAUAGAAAACCUAAAUAGAGAUGCAGCCAUGACACAAGUCCCUGUUCAGAAUACUUGAUGCACCAGUUUUAUUUUUUUAAAUGUUGCAGGGUAAAUGCAGAAGAGUAUGUUUGAUGGUCUCAAAUGGUUUUCCCAGUGAUAAAACUGUUCUUGUUAUCUCCUAAUCCACCAUCUGUGUUUGGCCCUUGGCGACAUGGUUUACAGUGUUUCAUUACCCAGACCUGCGCAGGUUUUGGUGUCUGUGUGCAAGGAUCCUCUCACAAUAGACCCAGUAUGUUUAAAUCAGCUUUGGUCUCAUGCUAAAUUAAAAUAACUGUAUUUAGCCUCACAUGGGUGAAAAGAUCAACAGGGACUCAUAACAUUAGCUUAACUAGACCAGAAUUAUUUCAAGUGUCAGAAAUGUGGAUUUACUCUCAGUUUGUGUAAUUAUGCUUGCUGGAGGUUUAUCCACGUCCAUACAGACCCAUUCUCCUCCUUGGAGAUGCAAUUAAACUGCUCAACAGACACAUCCUCAGCCAGCUACCCAUGUAGUGUGAUAAAUGUGUUGUCAGCAUCUGCUUCAAAUUAGGAUCAUCACAAGAGCUUUUCAUUUCAGCAGACACCUGGCAGAAUAUUUAAACACAAAAAGUGCAGGAAUUUAAUUUACCCUUUCCUUGGUGUCAUUAUGACGCUGACAAUGAUAGUGAUGCAAUAUUCUCACAUCACAACCUUUAAUAUGUAUAACCCUUUACUGCUUAUUUGUGAACCAACCCCAGCUAUGCAUAGAUUCAGACAUUCAACGCUGCAUGGAGGUGCAAUGGGCAGCAGUCUGAAACAAGGCAAGGCAGGAUUCUGAAGCGUUGAAUAUUUAAUGAGCGGAAAUUCCAAUUAGCUGAUACAGUACAGUAUGAGGAUUUCAUACAUUUUAAAUUCAUACUUUGACUGUUUUUCUUCUGUUUUCCUUUAAAUGUUGAAUCAUGUUCAGACAUCAAAUUGUUGUUGAUAUUAUGCUGUAUGCAAAAGAGAACAGUUGACAGUGAUGCUCAUGUUUCCCAUAAUACAAAUGUCGUGCUUUAUGGACUCAGUUUUUUUUAAACUAUUGCUGCUUGUGGCCUGUUAAGGAUGAAGCGGCUAUAGAAAAAGACAUUGCAGAAAAGGAAAAAGAACCCCAACUUUGCACUCGGACUGCCUUGUCAGUCAGUCUUGGAUAUGAAUUGCCUGUUCUUGCUUUGCCAGCAUUCACAAACUGUUCAGGAAAGGCUUCCCCUUACUGAGGGAGAGAAGGGUGGAGGAGGUGGGAUGGGCUGAAAAUUGUUCAUUUUGGAGACGAACAUCCUCAAAGAGGCGCUUCUUCUGCCCUUGGAGACCGUUACUUAGCAACGUUGCCAAAACUAGGCGCUGUAUUUUUCCCCUCACACAGUAACACACUACCCUCACUCCUCUAUGUCUACACCCCUCUUUCUUUCACACAUUCUUCCUCCAUUUCUUCCCCUCUUUCUCUGACUGACUGGUUAAAGGGUGAACUCUUAACAUGGUUUACAAUCAGUGUUGAGAAAAGGUAACGGUUUACAAACCGCUGUUCAUUGACUGGCGUUUCACGUUUCUCACGGGGUUGUAACCCUCGUGAUCAGUUUUUCUCUCUAUCUCUCUCUCACUCUUUUUCUUUCUAUUGUGAGUCAGGUUGAAGCCUGGAGGAAAAGCUCACUGGUGCUUCCUCAGACCUUCCCCCAAAAAAACAUUUACUCUCCUCUUCACAUACUAGCCAGGACAGGAGUAACCAAGGCAACGCCUUUAAUAAAAACUAAUAAUACAGGUUGUGGAUGCCUUUCCUCAGCUGGUUUAUGAAUGAUGACUCCUGCCAUGUCCUGCUGUACCCUCAAAAUGUAUAUCCAUCUUGAUACUGUAUUGUGCGACUAUAUCCAAUAUUUAUUGUUAUGUAUGUAUAUUGUGGACGCAUGGACCUCUGUACAUACUGCAAUUUGAACUCUCAAACGCAUAUUUAUGGGUCUUAAUCUAGAGAAUGUACUUACUGUAGGAAUUAUUUAUAUUUUCUAUUUGUUAAGGACAAUACGCCAUUGUUAGGAGGUCUCUCUGUGUCACAGAAAUCCCUCUGAGUUCUCUGCGUGCUGUAAAGUGUGACGGUGCACUCCUGUUAAAUCACCCCCCCCCCCUCUUUCUUUUUUGAUUUACUAUGUGACUCCUGCCUCAGUGUUUUACUGUCUCAUCUCCCUGCACCGGUGUUCGACAUUGAUUGAAUGUAUGUGGAUGAGGAUGUGUGUGUGUUUCUCCAACACGGUUUACGGCUUCAGAACUUGUCUAAUGCUGCAGUUUCUAUGGAAUAAAAAAAUAUGUACAUCCAUAA
This is a messenger RNA of Cottoperca gobio, 8082 nucleotides long. It is a transcript of the gene gfod1, whose product is annotated as glucose-fructose oxidoreductase domain containing 1. The record is from RefSeq and is a predicted model, not a curated record. NCBI's taxonomy places the organism in Eukaryota, Metazoa, Chordata, Actinopteri, Perciformes, Bovichtidae. The transcript has 3 exons. The coding region runs from base 770 to 1957 and encodes 395 amino acids. Gene Ontology annotation, molecular function: nucleotide binding.